This is a messenger RNA of Salvia hispanica, 1611 nucleotides long. RefSeq names its product protein DETOXIFICATION 19-like. Gene Ontology annotation, cellular component: membrane. NCBI's taxonomy places the organism in Eukaryota, Viridiplantae, Streptophyta, Magnoliopsida, Lamiales, Lamiaceae. The record is from RefSeq and is a predicted model, not a curated record. Gene Ontology annotation, biological process: xenobiotic detoxification by transmembrane export across the plasma membrane. Gene Ontology annotation, molecular function: xenobiotic transmembrane transporter activity; antiporter activity.
UUAAAAUAAGGCGGUCGUGCAUACACGAAAGAACAGUAUUAAUAGUUGGGAAAGGGAUCUCGAGUGGGCAGUUGGACGAAAUGGAUUCAGCUUCUUCCACGACUCCCCUUCUCGACAGAAACUCUCCGGGGGAGGAGGGGCUGCUGAGCAAGGUUAUCGAUGUUGCGGAGGCGAAGGAGCAGGUGGUGUUCGCGCUGCCCAUGAUUCUUACCAACGCCGCCUUCUACUUCAUCCCUCUCGUCUCCGUCAUGUUCGCCGGCCACCUCGGUGAUCUCGAACUCGCCGCCGCUAAUCUCGCCAAUUCCUGGGCUGCGGUGACCGGUUUCUCUUUCUUGGUUGGGUUGAGUGGUUCCCUUGAAACCCUCUGUGGCCAAGGAUUUGGUGCCAAAAUGUACAGGAUAAUGGGAGUUUAUCUCCAGACCUCUUGCAUUAUAUCGCUUAUCUCCGCUGUCCUCGUGUCUGUUCUGUGGUGGUAUUCCGACACUAUCCUCAUUUUACUACAACAAGAUCCUCAAAUCGCAAACUCGGCCGGUCUGUAUCUCAAGUACUUGAUUCCGGGGCUGUUUGCUUAUGGAUUCUUGCAAAAUAUGCUUAGGUUUCUUCAGACACAGUCAGUCGUUAUCCCACUCGUUGUCUGCUCGGUGGUCCCUCUUGUCCUGCACAUUGGUAUUGCCUAUGCUUUGGUUAAUUGGUCCGCCCUCGGAUACAAGGGAGCUCCAUUGGCAGCUUCCAUAUCUUUGUGGUUAUCAUUCUUCAUGCUAGCCUGGUACUUGCUUACCGCAAAUAAAUUCAAAUACACGUGGGAUGGAUUUACUUGGGAGUCUUUAAGUCAUAUAUGGCCAAGCUUGAAGCUUGCUCUGCCUUCUGCAGCAAUGGUUUGUCUGGAAUAUUGGGCUUUCGAGAUUCUUGUUUUAUUGGCCGGAUUGAUGCCAAACCCGGAGGUCACUACUUCGCUCAUAGCGAUGUGUGUGAACACGGAAGCAAUUACGUACAUGAUUGCUUAUGGCCUGAGCGCAGCAGCUAGCACGAGGGUGUCUAACGAGUUGGGCGCUGGACAGCCUGAUCGAGCCAGGCAAGCAAUGCACGUCACUCUUAAGCUCACUGUUAUCCUUGCUCUAGCUGUAGUUUUGGCACUGUCCUUGGGGCAUAAUCUCUGGGCCAGCGCCUUCACCAGUAGCCCCGUGAUAAUUCAAGCAUUCGCCUCAAUGACGCCUUUCCUUGUCUUGUCCAUAUUGUGUGAUUUUGUUCAAGGAAUAUUAUCAGGGGUAGCACGAGGUUGCGGUUGGCAGCAUUUGGUUGUGUAUAUCAACUUGGGAGGAUUCUACUGCAUCGGAAUGCUUGUCGCCGCUUUUCUUGCAUUCAAGACUACACUCCGUGCCAAGGGAUUAUGGAUUGGGUUGAUAUGUGGUUUGACUGCACAAACAAUUGGCCUUUUUCUGCUGUCCAAGUUUACGAAGUGGAAGAAGAUAGAGAUGGCUCAAGAUACAUCACUCAAGCCCAAUGUGUGACUAAUGUAAUCUUCUAUAUUCAUAUUAAUUAUGCGAUUAUUUUUGGAUGAUGCAAUAAUUUGCACUUGGCUAUGGCCUGGAAUAUUUAAAAUUUUCAACGUAA